This is a messenger RNA of Cydia pomonella (codling moth), 1244 nucleotides long. RefSeq lists its product as uncharacterized. The record is from RefSeq and is a predicted model, not a curated record. Lineage: Eukaryota; Metazoa; Arthropoda; Insecta; Lepidoptera; Tortricidae. The transcript has 2 exons. Bases 142 to 1134 code for a protein of 330 amino acids.
CAGAUAGCGACAACGUCUUACGUCUGUAUCUACACGAGAGCACACGUCUGUUCUAGUGACCCAUUCAGUAGGUACAGUUAGAUAUUUAAUACGCAGUAUUUCCGUGAGGAUUGGUGGCAUUUUAAAGUAUCAGAAAGCAGUAUGAUAGUGAAGGUGUUGAGUGUGGUGUGCUGCCUGCUGGCAGCACCCGUGUCGGCUGCGCCAGCCAGCCCUAACGCACCUGCUAUCACCAUCGGCGGCAUCACCAACGACAUCAUCUCCCAGUCCACCCUGCUCCACACCGCGAACCACGACGUGACGGGCCUCGGGGUUUUAUUCGGAGAAGAUAAAGACAUUGAAGACAAAGUUGUAUUUUUUAUAGAGUCAGAUAUUAACAAACGAGGAGAGAGAGUCGACUACGGCCUAUACGCGUUGACUAAAGACCCCGAACGUUCUAACCGUAUGGUAACAACUAAACUAUUGGACAACGCCAGGGACAUCACUAUAGCCUCCUUAACGGAAGCGGCGUAUUUUGCCACCAAAGAUGGGAUAUACGUUUACAACAAGAAGAAAAACUCAGCAGAAAAGUUCGGGUCCGUCAGUGACGAAGUGAUCUCGAUCACUGCAGAGAAUGCCACUGGAGUGCUUUAUUACGUGAACAAGCAGCAUCAGCUCCACAAGGUGACUGAAAGAGGACAGAAGUCUAUUAUUGUCGACGAGGUUAAAAACGCGGAGCAGAUUACGGUCGACUACAAGGGGCACCUGUACUAUUAUACUGUCGACAAAAAGUUCUACGUGUACGACGGACAAAACGUGAAACUAGUUGAAGGCAUCCCUAGUAAUCGGAAUAAAGUAUGGUUUUUAAGGACCUCGGUACUGACGGGAGACUAUAGUUUAGUGAACGUUGACGGCGAGUACUACUCGAUAUACGGAGCGGACGCAUCUGGGCAUGCCGCGAGCCGCGGUGGUGACUCCUUCGUCACAAGCGCAGUGUCAUUCGAAACCGGCCUUGUCAUGUACUUUUCCGUCGACAGGAAGAUCUACGAGCUUAAUAUUAUAGAGAAAGUCGUCGAAGGCGUGAUGGAAGGACUCUCCAAAGGUCUUAAAACAAUCGCGGAGGAGUUACGUAAUGCGUUUAAUUCGAUUGACUUGUAAGACAUCUUAAUUACAUGAACUUUCCACAUAUGUACAAACCUAAAAACGAAUGAUAUACAAACACUGCUGUUUACUACAUUUCCGAAUUCUGUUCGAAUCCUGAAACGAUA